Messenger RNA from Theobroma umbraticum, 2032 nucleotides. Its product is annotated as putative mediator of RNA polymerase II transcription subunit 26c. The record is from RefSeq and is a predicted model, not a curated record. Gene Ontology annotation, cellular component: nucleus. NCBI's taxonomy places the organism in Eukaryota, Viridiplantae, Streptophyta, Magnoliopsida, Malvales, Malvaceae.
ACAAUAUUCCCGGCAAUUCCCCACCCACACUUUCCUAAACUAACCUUUGUUUAUUAUUUUAAAAUAAUAAUAAUAAUAAUAUCCCACAUUGUUUCACAAUUUUCCCUUUCUCUUCCCAUUUUGAUCAUCUCCCAAAUGAUAUACUUAUUUCUCACAACUACAGUUUUUACUACUUUUUCUGCCUUGUUAACCCAAUUUUCCAUACAAUCGAGGACAAGAGAUUGCUGCUUCACUCAAAUCUUAAGCCGAAGUUGACUAUUUUGGAGAGGAAAAAAGCGAGGGAGGAGGGCUGCUGUAGCUCUGGGUAGUAAGAACGUCAAGUUUGUGGUCACCGUUACUCACAGUGCAAAACUUUGAUUUGCUGCUCCAAUCUUGAUUUGACACAUUGAAACAGUCUUGAAAUUAUCAGAAUACGCUCCGAAUCUGUUAUAGGAAGUCAUCAAACGAAUUAAUUUCUUAUCGGUUGCUAUCAAAUUCUGAUGGAUUUAGAUGACUUCCGAUCGGUUCUUGAAACUGCUGAGGUCGAUGUUUGGACUUUUAUCGACACAGCAAUCCUGGUGGCUUCAUUGGAUUACGGGCCAGAACUGAAGCAACGAAGAGAUGGAAUUGUGGAGAGGCUUUAUGCAGCGUCGAUGGUUACUCGGUGUAGAAAUUGCGAUUUUGGUGAGAGACCAAGUGAUUAUGAAGUGAAAGCUGAUUUGAAGAGAGAGUAUAGCCAUGAAGAUAAAAGAGGAGGGGGAUCACCUAUUGCACCACAAUCAGAUAAUGGGGAUGAUGAGUUGGAUCCAUACGGAGGCUUGUUUGAUGAUGAACAAAAGAAGAUUCUUGAAAUUAAGGAGCAUCUUGAAGAACCUCAUCAGUCUGAAGAUUCUUUGAUUGAUUUGCUUCAAAGUUUGGCAGACAUGGACAUAACAUUCCAAGCUCUCAAGGAGACUGAUAUUGGGAGGCAUGUGAACAAAUUGAGGAAGCAUUCAUCAAAUGAUGUUCGAAGAUUGGUGAAGCAACUUGUCAGGUUUGAAAGACCAAAAACAAUGAAUUCUAUGAAAUGGAAAGAGAUUGUUGAUGAAUGGGUGAGGUUGAAUCAACCUGGAGAACUGGAAUCCUCUGCACUUAUGGUUGAUGGAGACUCACCCCAACAAAAACCACCUCAAAAUGGUUACCACCAGGUUCCUGACUUUGCAUACUCUCCUAAUCCACACAAUGGGAGUUCUGGCUCAGACAAGAAUAAUUCAGAGCCAGAAGGGAAGCCAAAGCCGAUUCCACCUCGAAAUGAGCCUCCACCUAAACCUACUUACUCAGCCCCUGUUCUACAAAAUAGACGAAGAGAACAAAAGGAAAGCACCUUUGACUCGGAAAGACUGGCUUCAGCAAGAAAAAGGCUUCAAGAAAAUUACAAAGAAGCUGAAAAUGGUUUGAUUUUUACUUUUGUUCCACUUACCAUAUUGUGCCCAUUUGUCUUGAUACUAAUUGUUUUUGACCUGGCAUUUUGUGUGCUUUUUGAAGCCAAAAGGCAAAGAACAAUUCAAGUGAUGGACAUUCACGAGCUACCUAAACCUAAGAAUGCCUUCUUUGGAAAGAACAAAGGUGGUAGUUCUCAAGGGAGGCAUUGGUGAUUGGUGAAUGAAUUUGUUAGAAAGACAUCACUCCAUCCUGUAUGCCAAAGGCUUCUGGUGUCGUAAAGACGCACAAAACUCAUUUAGGCAUGCCAAUGCCUUCUUAGGGUUUGCUGGACGACCUGAAGCUGGCUUAUCCUUUUAUACUAAGUUUAUUGAGAGAAAAGAUAUUCUUUUUUCUAUUUUUCUUUUCAAUUAAUAAGUAAAUACCAGGGAAUAACUCUUUUUUUUUUGGAUAUACAUAGUCUUCAGCUCUUUUUUUUUCUCCAGGGUAUUUGGCAGCGCAUAAACCUUUGUAUACAAAAUAAGAUAUGUAAAAUCCUUUUCCUUUUGCUUUUGGGGGAGGGUGGAUUGGGCAGGUUCUGGGCUGUUGUUAAGUUACUUUUCGGUUUUUGUUUAUAUGUAUCUUUUUGACCGUA